AUGUCAAACGUAACGGAAAUUCAAUUCCCGGAAUUUGAAACACUUGAUUAUUUAGAUCAACUUUCCUUCCAAUCAGUUCGAUGGUUAUAUUCUAUUAAGUAUGUGUCUCCACAACUAGUAGCUCCAUUACUCACGGUUGCACUUGCCUUACUGAUUGUUACUAUAGGAGCGUAUUCCACGUUAGCUAAACCAAGAGAUGCACUAGAUAGUAACUUAGAUAAAGAUGAAAAUCCCAAUUGGGACCCCACAGAUAAUGAUGGAUCUACAUUUAUUAAGUCAUCUAAAUUAGAAUUGGAAUUGUUAAACCAUGAAUCUUUAAGUCUUUUACAUGCCUUCCUUUUACCUAUAAUGGCAGGAGUAACCCUAUACACUUUGGAUUAUUGUCUUAAGAAUAUUUCUAAAGAUAAACUAAUGAGAUAUCUUAAUUGGUAUAUGCUUAUCACUUGUCCCUUCUCUCAUAUUAGUGUGUUGGACUAUAUGAUAACUGCUACUACAAGAACAUUAACCCACAAAUUAUUGGGGAAGAAUUCUUCUUGGAUCUUUAAAAGAUAUAGAUUAGUAAUGUCUUCAGAUGCUGAAACGUUUCCCUUAGGUGUGGUUGAAUAUCUUGAAGCUUCUACUUUCAAGAAAGAUGAUUCAUGGUUUCAAAAGUUUAAAAUCCAUUUGAAGGAACAAGGCGUUCAAAUAAUUCAUCCCAAAACUCUUAAAAGGGCCAACCAACCAUUUAGUUUGGUUUUCGAUAGUAAAUAUCUUUUCAGUGGUCCAUUAGCAUUAGCGUGCGGAUAUUUAUUUUACCAGUACAAUCCAGUGUUAAACUCUUCUUAUUUAUUACCAUCAAAUAAUUGGUUGGUUACCAAUUUAAUGGGUAUUAACUUUGCCAUAUUCGGUAUCAAACAUCUUAAAAUAUCUAACUUCACCAUUGCUUAUUGCUUGCUUGUUGCCUUGUUUUUCUACGAUAUCUAUUUUGUUUUCGGGAAUAAGAUCAUGAUCAAAGUUGCAACUGGAAUUGAUAUCCCAAUCAAAUUGUGUAUCCCUUUGAAACCUUCUGGUGAUUUAUAUCAUAGCUUUAGAUUAAGUCUUUUGGGACUUGGGGAUGUUGCACUUCCAGGUGCAUUAAUUUCUUUAUGUCUCAGAUUUGAUUUAUCCAACUUCUACAAGAUUGAGCCUUUACCAUUUCAUCAUUUGAAUUCAUUCCCAACUCCUUAUUUCAAGACUUCGUUGGUAACUUAUACCGCAGGAUUAAUUGGCUCUUACUGUGCCUUGAAUUAUUUCAAAUCAGGUCAACCAGCUCUUUUAUAUAUUGUUCCAAGUAUGUUGUUGGGUAUUACCUUAAUGGCAUAUAUUCGUGGAGAAUCAAGGGCCUUAUUCCAAUAUAGUGAGCAUAUAGAAGAAUUUGAUCUGAACAAGAAUGAAGAAAAUGAUGAUAAAUCAAUGGUUUUGAUCACAACUGAUGAAGAUACAAAUGAAGAUGAUGAUUAUCUUUAUGAAGAUCCAAACGAUUCUUAUGAUGAAUGGGAAGCCAAAGUUGAACUUAAAAGACUGGGUACAGAGGAUCUUCACAACUUAUUGGAAGAACUUAUUGAUGAUGACGAUGAUGAUGAUACUUUCCUUAUCAAUUCAGACCAAGAUCAAGAAUCUGGUGAUGAAAUCGAUGAAAUCGAUAUUGUCGAGGUAGACGAAAUUGAACUCAUAAGACUUCAAAAUGAUUUAAGACAAGAACCACGGGAAUGGUACAGUGAUGAUGAUGAAGAAGAAGAAGAAGAAGAAGUUGAGAAUGACGGUGACAAUGAUGACGAUGAUGAAGAUGAAGAAGAUAAAGUUUAUAUUCUUCAAUAA
Messenger RNA from Lizanozyma spartinae, 1836 nucleotides. RefSeq lists its product as uncharacterized. The coding region runs from base 1 to 1836 and encodes 611 amino acids. Gene Ontology annotation, cellular component: membrane; lumenal side of endoplasmic reticulum membrane; cytoplasmic side of endoplasmic reticulum membrane. NCBI's taxonomy places the organism in Eukaryota, Fungi, Ascomycota, Pichiomycetes, Serinales, Debaryomycetaceae. The transcript has a single exon. Gene Ontology annotation, biological process: membrane protein proteolysis. The record is from RefSeq and is a predicted model, not a curated record. Gene Ontology annotation, molecular function: aspartic endopeptidase activity, intramembrane cleaving.